Molecule: messenger RNA, 1656 nt
Organism: Danio aesculapii
Lineage: Eukaryota; Metazoa; Chordata; Actinopteri; Cypriniformes; Danionidae
Gene: capzb
Product: capping actin protein of muscle Z-line subunit beta
Exons: 9
Coding region: 160-981 (273 amino acids)
Biological process (GO): regulation of lamellipodium assembly; negative regulation of filopodium assembly; actin cytoskeleton organization
Cellular component (GO): cytoplasm; F-actin capping protein complex
Molecular function (GO): actin filament binding
Source: RefSeq, a predicted model, not a curated record
CCCCGCCCGCAGGAGCCCGGAUGAGGAAGUGAAGCGCUGACAGGGCAGGGUUGUUCCGUCAGAGAGAUACUGAAGCGUCCAGAAACACCCCAAAAACCCCACCGGACGACCCGCACCGAGCCUCCAGUCCCGCACACACCGACACCGAGCGCCGCAGACAUGAACGAGCAGCAGUUGGACUGUGCGCUGGACCUGAUGAGGCGUCUGCCUCCACAACAGAUCGAGAAGAACCUCAGCGACCUCAUCGACCUGGUGCCCAGUCUGUGUGAGGAUCUGCUGUCGUCGGUGGAUCAGCCGCUGAAGAUCGCGCGUGAUAAAGUGGUCGGUAAAGAUUAUCUGCUGUGUGAUUAUAACCGCGACGGCGACUCCUACAGAUCUCCAUGGAGUAAUAAGUACGAGCCGCCGAUCGAUGAUGGAGCGAUGCCGUCUGCGCGCCUGCGGAAGCUGGAGGUGGAGGCCAACAACGCCUUCGACCAGUACAGAGACCUGUACUUCGAGGGCGGGGUCUCGUCCGUUUACCUGUGGGAUCUGGACCACGGGUUUGCCGGCGUAAUCCUCAUCAAGAAGGCUGGAGACGGAUCCAAGAAGAUCAAGGGCUGCUGGGACUCCAUCCACGUGGUGGAGGUGCAGGAGAAGUCCAGCGGCCGCACAGCUCACUAUAAACUCACAUCUACUGUCAUGCUGUGGCUGCAAACCACCAAAACCGGCUCUGGAACCAUGAACCUCGGCGGCAGCCUCACCCGACAGAUGGAGAAAGACGAGACUGUCAGUGAAUCCUCUCCUCACAUCGCUAACAUCGGACGCCUGGUGGAGGAAAUGGAGAACAAGAUCCGCUCCACCCUCAAUGAGAUCUACUUCGGCAAGACCAAGGACAUCGUCAACGGCCUGAGGAGCGUCCAGCCGCUGGCGGAUAAAUCGAAGCAGGAGGCUCUGAAGAACGACCUGAUUCAAGCGCUUAGCCAACGCAAACAGCAGAGCUAGAGACCUCACCACCUGUCUCUCUCUAUCUCUCUCUCCGUCUGUCUGUCUGUGUGUCUCACUCUCCGUCUGCACCGCACACCUCUCUGUGGAAAACGGCGAAAAAGGAGGAAAGGCUUUUCGUUUUUUUGUAUUUUCAGCUGCACCCGUCUCUCUCUCUCUCUCUCUGGUCUGUAAUCAUGUAGUAUUAAGGUGGAGCUCUCAGUGAUGUCACCACGUGGGGGCGGACCUUUUCUCCUGCCAUCAGAAGAAUGAGUUUUCGUGUAGUUUCACCCUCCACCUGUCACAGGAAUAUCACAGCCGGGUGGUAUAUAAAUAUAUAAAUACGAAUAUACACACAUGUAUGUAUUAUGACCUUGAUAUCGCUGUUAAUAUUAAACUUUCUGCUUGAGUUCACACAGAUGUGUGUGUGUGUGCGUGUAUGUGUGUGAGUGCGUGCGUGUGUGUGUGUGUGCACAUCUCUGUGUUUUAUUAAGCAAAAGCAGCAAACAUGUUCCCCCUGUCUCUCUCUCUCUCUCUCUGGCCAUCUGGGAGCGUCAGACGGUUUCGUUCUUUUCUUCAGGGUGGAUUAUUAUUUGUCCAGUUUAUUUCUUUUGGUCUGUGUUUUUGUUUUUUAUUUGUAAAGCUUACGGUUUAUGUAUUAGGGCCUCCAGCAACAAUAAAAACAGGAAAACUGCA